CAUUCCCACAAUUUCCACGCUCUCAGUCUCUGUAUAUAAUAAACACACUCAACGAGUCUCUCUGACCAGUGAGUCUUUACUCUUUAACCCAUCAAAAGAAAGUAGUAGACACAGUUGCUCAAAAAUGGCUUCCUCUAGCUCUGCUCUCAGAACUAUCCCUUCCUCUUCCAUGAAACUAGCCAACCCAAAAUCACUCACUCACUCCCCAACAAACUCACUCCUACCCUUCAAGCUCCGAAACCCACCACCAUCAUCAUCUCUGAAACUGAACUCAAUCUUUUCACUGCCCCAAAGAUCAUUCACUUGCAAAAGCCAGAGCAGCCCCUCAUCGGAGACUGAACGAUCCACCAAAGUUCAGGAACUUAAUGUGUAUGAGAUCAAUGAGAGGGAUCGUGGGAGCCCUGCUUUUCUGAAAUUGAGUCAAAAACCUGUCAACUCCCUCGGCGAUCUCGUCCCCUUCAGUAACAAAUUGUACACUGGGGACCUGCAAAAGCGAAUUGGAAUAACUGCUGGAAUAUGUGUUCUGAUUGAAAACAAACCAGAAAAGAAAGGUGAUCGCUAUGAGGCGAUCUACAGCUUCUACUUUGGGGACUAUGGGCACAUUGCGGUUCAGGGGUCCUAUCUAACCUACGAGGACACUUAUCUUGCUGUUACUGGGGGGUCUGGAGUCUUCGAGGGUGCUUACGGCCAGGUGAAGCUGCAGCAGCUUAUUUUCCCCUUCAAGCUCUUCUACACAUUUUACCUUAAGGGCAUUAAGGAGGACCUUCCCAAUGAGCUUCUUGGAAAGCCAGUGGAGCCCCACCCCGGUGUUGAGCCUAGCCCAGCUGCCAAGGCCUGUGAACCUCAUGCCACCAUUGCCAAUUUCACCAACUGAGAUGGUGAUAAAUUUUUCAGACCAAGAAAUAAGGGGGUGAUGAAUCAAUAAUGACUGCUGGUGAUGCUAGUGCGUAUCUAUAAGGAUUAUUGUUCUUUUGUUUCUGGUGUUUCUUUGCAGGGUUUAUUUUGGGCAUCUCUUUUGUUGUAGUAGUGGGUUUUGAUUAGUGACUAUUCCGUAAAAGAAUGAGCAUGUGAAGCAUAUGGACCUAAUUGGCAAUGAGUAUGACGGUGACUCUACAACA
Messenger RNA from Fragaria vesca subsp. vesca, 1118 nucleotides. RefSeq names its product allene oxide cyclase 4, chloroplastic-like. Gene Ontology annotation, molecular function: allene-oxide cyclase activity. The record is from RefSeq and is a predicted model, not a curated record. The transcript is spliced from 3 exons. Gene Ontology annotation, biological process: jasmonic acid biosynthetic process. The coding region runs from base 125 to 874 and encodes 249 amino acids. Lineage: Eukaryota; Viridiplantae; Streptophyta; Magnoliopsida; Rosales; Rosaceae.